This is a messenger RNA of Seriola dumerili (greater amberjack), 1596 nucleotides long. RefSeq names its product tetraspanin 31 (gene tspan31). The record is from RefSeq and is a predicted model, not a curated record. Lineage: Eukaryota; Metazoa; Chordata; Actinopteri; Carangiformes; Carangidae. The transcript has 7 exons. The coding region runs from base 124 to 762 and encodes 212 amino acids. Gene Ontology annotation, cellular component: membrane.
ACACCUGAGUCCAGACGUCAGCGCUGCCCAGAGCCGGACAACACUGAUCUCUUGCGUUUUAUUUUUAAAUUAAGAAAAGUCUUAUUCACUAGCCAGACUCAGCCGAUAGAGGAUUUUUCGAAUAUGGUCUGUGGCGGUUUCACCUGUUCCAAAAAUGCGCUUUGUUCCCUGAAUGUGGUUUACAUGCUGGUCGGGCUGCUGCUGAUUGGAGUAGCAGCAUGGGGGAAAGGGUUCGGCUUGGUGUCGAGCAUCCACAUCAUCGGAGGGGUCAUCGCAGUGGGCUUCUUCCUGCUGCUCAUCGCCAUUGUAGGACUCAUCGGAGCAAUACACCACCACCAAGUGAUGCUUUUCUUUUACAUGGUGAUUCUGUUCAUCGUUUUCCUCUUCCAAUUUGGAGUUUCCUGUUCCUGCUUGGCGAUGAACCGCGGACAGCAAGAGGCACUUCUGAACUCUGCCUGGAGAAUAUUGAAAAAUAAAACCAAGACAGACCUGGAGACCCAGCUGAACUGCUGUGGGCUUCUCAAUGUGACUAACAGCCGGGCACAGUUUGAGCUGGAUGUGCAGAACUGCCCAGCUUUAUGCAAAAAGGGCAGUGUGUGUUUCAGCUGUGGGGAUAAGAUGCUGACUCAUGCAACAGAGGCUCUGAAGAUCCUCGGGGGCGUCGGACUCUUCUUCAGCUUCACAGAGAUCCUGGGAGUGUGGCUCGCCGUGCGCUACAGAAACCAGAAGGAUCCACGAGCAAAUCCAAGUGCUUUCCUAUAGUCUGUCCCACAGCUCAAGCUGGAAGACCUGGAUACUUAUGUAUGAAAGGAUGACUUGUAAUACCAAGAAGUGCGACUUGUUGGUAUGUCGACCCAGCCUUGAUUUUGAGUGCCAGAUUUCCUGAUUGCGGCCUGCUAGUUUACCAACUAUGUAACAAGCAAUGAGACAUCUCUGCAUGUGUCCUACGCCUGCACAGUCCAACAGCCUCUCCGCUGAGUUCAUUCCACACACACCAACCAAAUGACUGUGCGGUGUCCAACAGAUAACGUAUAUGCACCUUGAAAUUUUCCUCUUGUCUCUAACGUAGGGCCACCACUUAACGACACAUAUAUUCCUCUGGUCAGUGCUAUCAGUGACGUGUAAAAACUGUCAACCCAAACAUGUUCAAUGUGACGAGAAUGAGGGGGGAAGAGGACACAUACUGGACGUGUGGUGUAAAGGAGUUUUGAAAAUGUGUCUGUUGCAAAUGCCGCAAUUGAACAGGUUUAAGAUGUUAGGUAGAUUUUAGGUAAUGUAGUUGCUAGUCAUUCGGGUUCAAAUAUUUAUGAACUGUAACUGAGCCAACUUAACUUUUAACAGUCAGAGAUAUUAGGAUGCCAACGGACUGCAGCCUUGAUGUUGUACAUAAUCUUUAAAUACUGUAGUUCACGGAAAUCAUCCUCGGUGGGUUUGCCAUGUGUCCUACGCCCCUCCAGCUUGGAGGUUUGCCUGCAUAGUUGAGGCCUUUUGAAGGCCACAAUAACUCACCUUUCCUGUAUUUAACAUGUUCCUUUGUGUCGCACAGUGAUGUUGCUUAGAAUAGAUUCUGGUACAAAAAAAAAAAAAAAGUGGGUU